Messenger RNA from Acanthaster planci (crown-of-thorns starfish), 1775 nucleotides. RefSeq names its product DNA primase subunit 1 (gene prim1). NCBI's taxonomy places the organism in Eukaryota, Metazoa, Echinodermata, Asteroidea, Valvatida, Acanthasteridae. The record is from RefSeq and is a predicted model, not a curated record. Gene Ontology annotation, biological process: DNA replication, synthesis of primer.
CGCCCUCUGCACGUAAUUUGUUGCCAUGUGUUCCGCGCCAAUUUUACGUUUUCGCAGACUAUACGUUUAGCACCGUUCAAUAGUCACCUGCUGAUCUCUGAACUUCCCCGUCAAGUUGCUAACUAUGGCAGAUGCAAAGACUGGACACGCUGAAGCAAAAAGAACGACUCCUGCUGUCUACUGUCAGGACGAACUGCCAGAUCUAUUACCUGUGUACUAUAAGCGCCUGUUUCCAUACAAUCAGUACUUCCGAUGGCUGAACUACGGCGGUGUCCCUAAGAGCUACUUUCCAAACCGUGAGUUCUCAUUCACAUUGAAAGAUGACAUCUACAUACGGUAUCAGUCUUUUGCUGACCAGAGUGAGAUGGAAAAAGAGAUCCAGAAACGCUGUCCAUACAAGAUUGACAUUGGUGCUGUCUUCACACACAGGCCCAAGGAUCACAGGACAGUGAAGGCGACAUCUUUUCAAGCUCAAGAGAAGGAGCUAGUAUUUGAUAUUGACAUGACAGACUAUGAUGAUGUUAGGUCCUGUUGCCAGGGGGCAGAUAUUUGUGAGAAGUGUUGGCCACUGAUGAAGAUUGCUGUCCGUAUCGUUGACAGGGCAUUACAAGAUGACUUUGGUUUUGAUCAUCGCUUGUGGGUUUACUCCGGUCGGCGUGGAGUUCAUUGCUGGGUGGCUGAUGAAACUGCUCGCAAGCUAUCCCAGAAUGCACGGUCAGCCAUUGCAGAAUAUCUCAGCUUAGUCAAGGGAGGAGAGAAUCAGGUAAAAAAGGUUAACCUGCCUGAACACCUGCAUCCGUCUGUAGAAUAUGCAAGACAGAUCAUCAAUCAUUACUUUGAGGACUAUGCAUUUCAGAAGCAAGGCCUUCUGAGUGACAAAGCAUCAUGGGAUAAAAUCCUUGCUAUUGUUCCUGACAGCAAUCUGAGAAAACUCCUCUCUGACCAUAUGGAAAAAGCCAAGACAGCUGUAGAUAGGUGGGAUCGCUUAGAACGCUGCAUCAAAGGCGAAGUCAGUAAAGGAAAUGUUAAGAAGUGUCUUCAUCUGGCCACAGAGAUUAAAUUCCAGUACUGCUACCCACGGCUAGAUGUCAAUGUUAGCAAAGGCAUCAAUCAUUUACUCAAGAGCCCCUUCUGCAUUCAUCCCAAAACUGGUCGUGUCUGUGUCCCAUUCAGUGCCAAGAAUGUUGACGACUUUGAUCCUAAGACAGUACCAGAUAUCAGUCGAUUGUGCCGAGAAAUUGAUGAAUUUGACAGGAGGCAAAAAGCGGCAUGUGAUGAAAAUGAGCCACCAACAAAGAAGCGAAUAAAAGAUUACAAGAAGACGAGCAUACUUCAAAGUGUUCAAGUGUUUGAGGAGUUUGUCACAAGCCUUGAGAAAACGUGGAAAGGCAAACUCAUAGAACAAAGCGACAUCAAGAAAGAGUUUUGAACAUCUCACCUGCUCUUGUUGAAUGGGAUGAUGAAGCUGUCGCCUGAGCAACUGACUGUUAAGGCAAGGGGCUGCCAUAGCAACACCACCUCUGUCAGCAUGGCAUCAACCCAAAAUGCAACAAGAUACUGUUUUAGAUAGGAAAAGAAUCUAUGCUUACUUCAGCAAAAGGUUUUGAGCCGUUCAGUAUCUUUUUCAUUCUGCCAUUUUUUGCUUCAAGACUCUGAAGCUGUAAUAUAAUUUGCAUUUAUGGUUUAGUCGAACUGCAAGUUUUUUCUGUUUCUUAUAUAUUAGAUAAAAAAUAGAGCCUGAAAGUAAAAAGUCACGCAGCGAGCUUCCUGAACCC